Molecule: messenger RNA, 4105 nt
Organism: Nerophis ophidion (straightnose pipefish)
Lineage: Eukaryota; Metazoa; Chordata; Actinopteri; Syngnathiformes; Syngnathidae
Product: zinc finger protein OZF-like
Exons: 3
Coding region: 277-1503 (408 amino acids)
Biological process (GO): regulation of transcription by RNA polymerase II
Cellular component (GO): nucleus
Molecular function (GO): DNA-binding transcription factor activity, RNA polymerase II-specific; RNA polymerase II cis-regulatory region sequence-specific DNA binding
Source: RefSeq, a predicted model, not a curated record
AUGGCGUCUAGCCAUGAAGACGUUCUUGUAGUAUUACAGUUCCGUGUUCCUAAUUUGUGCCGACAUGUACACAUAAAUGUCGUUUACUAGAGCAAAGUCUGUUUUCAAGUGCUUAUAUAUUUAUACAUCAGUCCGAGCAAACUUGGCCGCAUUUCUGCCAGCUUAGCUCGUGAGUUAGCUUAGCCUUGUUAGCCGCUAACAAAGAGACGCGGAAGUUAACAAAACACAUCACUUGACAGAGAUUACGUGAGUGUAAAGUGCUGUGUUUGCGUGAGAAUGUGCGAAAGAACGAUGGCAGAGUACGGGAAGGACAUAUCAACAAUAAAAAAGGAGAAGGAGCGACAACAUCAACUACUGGACGCUGUUUUCAUGAAACAUCAAGUUGUGUUACACACAUCAGAUGUCCAGCAGCCCCCCCACAUUAAAGAGGAAGAGGAGGAGCUCUGGAUCACUCAGGAGGAAGAGUGUCUUCUUGGACAGGAGGAGGCUGAUCUCACCAAGUUUCCACUGACUGUUGUCUCUGUGAAGACCGAAGACCAUGAGGAGAAACCACCUGAGUCCUCACAGCUUCAUCACAGUCCAAACGUCCAGCAGUUGAUUGGCCGUCGAGAUGACCGUCUCUCUCAACUGCAGGUGGGGAGCGCCACUUUGAAGCAGGAGGAUCCACAGCCCUCACAUGUUCAAGAUCUCACUAAGUUGCACUUGACUGGUGUCUCUGUGAAGAUCGAAGCGGACGACCUCCUCGCGCCGCUAUCGGAUGGUGACGACACAACGUCACACUCUUCUGAGGACGGAGACAGGGACAACAUCCGAGGACCGUGGAGCUGCAAUACAAAGUGUGAAAGCGAUUUGAGGACUCCCACUGACAACAAACACUCGGAAUGCUCUGAAAAGGAAACACGUGAAGAAUACCUGACCUGCUCAGUCUGCGAUAAGAGAUUUACUCAAAAGGGCACUUUGAAUCGACACAUGAGGAUACACACAGGAGAAAAACUCCUCAUUUGCUCAGUCUGUGGUAAAAAAUUCUCGCAGAUUGAUUUGACUCGGCAUAUGAGAACGCACACAGGGGAAAAACCCUUUCGUUGCUCAAUUUGCGGCGACGGAUUUGCUGUCAAGUCCCAUAUGACGUCACACAUGAGAACGCACACGGGAGAAAAACCGCACUCGUGUUCAUUUUGCGCAAAAACCUUCAGUCGGCGUGACACGUUGAUAGUACACAUGCGAACACACAAUGGCGAGAAACCUUUCAAGUGUUCGGUUUGUGGCAAACAAUUCUCUCAGCGGUCCAACAUCGCAUCACACAUGAGAACGCACACAGGUGAAAAACCUUUUCGUUGCUCCGUUUGCGCCGAACAGUUCUCCCAGAAGUCCAACAUGGUAUCACACAUGAGAACGCACACGCGGGAAAAACCCUACGGCUGUUCACUUUGUUCGCACACAUUUUCUCGGUGUGACAAUUUGACACAACACAUGCUGACACACAAAAGGAGAAGAACCCUUUAGUUGCUCAGUUUGUGGUAAAAUCCUUUCUUCUUUUUCAUUAUUGGCUUUAUUUUAACAAAAAAAAAUCUAAGGCUACGUUGAACAUAAGUUUCCUUUUUUGUUCUUUUUUUUAUAUUUUAAUGAAUUUAUUCAUCAAUCCAACAUUACCAUAACAAUGCAAUCCAAUUCCAAAACCGAACCUGACCCAGCAACAUUCAGAAUAGCAAUAAAAAUAGCAAUUGAGGACACACAAACAUGACACGGUACAAUCUAAAAGUAGUGAAACAAAAAAUGAAUAUUAUUGUCAUGUCUGUGUGAUCAUGUUUUGUUUUUUGGACACUCAGUUCCUGUUUUUGCACUUCCUGGUUCUAUUUGUUACCAUAGCAACUCAUUAGUUUUCACCUUGUCCUCAUGUCACGCACCUGUCUCACGUUUUGCACCCGCACACCUGUUUUCACUGAUCAUGUCAGUGAAAACAAUCCUCGCCCAAGUCCUAGUCUUGACCGGGGCGAGGAUUGUUUUCCCGAGGUGCAAAGCGAAUGGAGUGGAAACGGCGUGAAGGUAGAGACAUCUUUUUAUUUAAAAAACAGGAACAAACAAAAGGCGCACACAAUGGCGGAGAACAAACUUGACUAUGAAAACAAAAACUAGCACUACGGCAUGAAUAACAAAAAACUUACUUUGAACAAGAAAGUAACCUGGAUCAUCGGCAUGGAAGGCACAGUAGGUGAUAGAUCAGGGGUGUCAAACUCAAAUACAGAGUGGGCCAAAAUUUAAAACUGAACAAAGCCGCGGGCCAAGGUUGAACAGAUUAACCUUUUAAUAGGGACCCAAACAAGUUUCGCAUUGAAUAUUGAACAAGCAAGGAUUAUGUAGCUUUAUAGUCACAUACAAAAUCGAGUUUCAAAUUAUGAUAAUGAGUAAAAAAUAUCAAUGGCAUAUCAAAUAAAAAGGAAAAAAAAAUUGGGAUAGCGGGGUUUGGUGGUAGCGGGGGUGUAUAUAGUAGCAUCCUGGAAGAGUUAGUGCUGCAAGGGGGUCUGGGUAUUUCUUCUGUUGAGUUUAUGUUGUGCUACAGUGCAGAUGUUCUCCCGAAAUGUGUUUGUCAUUCUUGUUUGGUGUGGCUUCACAGUGUGGCGCAUAUUUGUAAAAGUGUUUAAGUUGUUUAUACGGCCACCCUCAGUGUGACCCAUAUGGUUGUCGAUCAAGUAUGCGUUGCAUUCACUUGUGUGUGUUAAAGCAGCAUAUAUUAUGUGACUGGAAUCGGCACGUUGUUUGUAUGGCGGAAAAGCGGACGUGAUGACAGGCUGUAGAGGACGCUAAAGGCAGUGCCUUCAAGGCACGCCCCCAAUAUUGUUGUCCGGGUGGAAAUCGGGAGAAAUUCGGAAGAAUGGUUGCCCCGGGAGAUUUUCGGGAGGGGCACUGAACUUUGGGAGUCUCCCGGGAAAAUCGUGAGGGUUGGCAAGUAUGAGUAUCAGCGGUGAAUGCAGUGUUACAGAGGAAUCGCCGCUGUAUAAUACCGGCGGGACAGCUCUAAUCUUAAUUUGAUAUUACCUCAAGGGCCAAAUGAAAUUAUAUAGAUUUGGCCCUCGGGCCAGAGUUUGACACCCAUGUGAUAGAUGGUGUGAAGGAGGUGAUGUUGCCAGGACGGAGAACAGAAACAGACAGGCUUAAAUAGCAGUGACAUGAUCAGUGAAAACAGGUGUGCGAGUGCAAAACGUUAGACAGGUGCGUGAUGUAUGGACAAGGUGAAAACUAAUGAGUUGCUAUGGUAACAAAACAAACCAGGAAGUGCAAAAACAGGAACUGAGUGUCCAAAAAACAAAACAUGAUCACACAGACAUGACAGUUAUCAAUAUUAGAAACAAUUUUAAAACAGCAGGGAUUUAAAAUCCCUCAUUGAUAUUAUCAUUAAAAACAUUAAUACAAAAACUGAACAAUAGUGUCACAGUGGCUUACACUUGCAUUGCAUCUCAUAAGCUUGACAACACACUGUUUUACACAAAGAUAUAAUAAGUCAUAUUUUGGUUUAUUUAAUACUCAAAACAAAUUUAAAUAAUGGAUCCCAUAUUCCAAUAUAUGACUCAUUAUUAUCUAAACUAAAUGCAGUUUUUUCUACUGAUAUCAUCAGUGUAUAGCAGUCAGUAUGAGUUGGACUAUCAACAUCUAUCCAUUUUUUUAAUAGUACCCUUUUUGUUAUUAUGCAUAUUAAAAGAAAUGCAUUUGUACUCUUUGAUGAUCUGUUACUAAAUUGAUGGAGAUCCCCAAGAAUACAAGUUUGCAAUGUCAUUGGGAUGUUUAUAUGAAGGCAGGGGUGUCCAAAGUGCGGCCCGCAGGUCAUUUUUUAACGGCCCCACGGCACGUUUUAAAAAUACGAUUGAAAAAAUAAAAAACAUAAAAAGUGGUAUAAAAGAGCAAACAGGUGAAAUGUAACAAGAAAAUGUUGCAAUGUUUACUCUAAUAACACAAAGUUGCCACGCGGGCUGUUUCUGUCUUUAAAACAUAAUAAUGAAUCAAAAUCAAUGUCAUUAAUUAUUGACCUAUUCAAGGCUCCAAUUACGUCACAUUAAAUAUUCAAUUUUGAGAUCUUUUGGGGGAAAUUAGGCAUUUUUUUGUGUUUGCCAUA